UAAUGCCAUGGAUGGGGGGGCUCAGCAGAGCAGCCUCCGGGAGCCCCCCGGGCCGGGCAGCGCGGAGCAGGAAGAGCGGGAUGGGGGCGAGGGACCCCCCGAGCUCAAGCGCUCCCAGCCCCUCUUCAUCCAUGGCAGCAGCCGGCAGCCUCUGGAAGAGGAGCCGCGGGCCUCGUCGCUCCCCAGCAUUCCCAACCCCUUCCCCGAGCUCUGCAGCCCCUCCAACUCCCCCAUCCUCAGCAGCCCGGCCCUGGGACAGGGCCCCCCCCGCGAAGGAGCCUUGCACGUGGUGAAGGUGUUCGGGGAGGACGGCGCCUGCCGCUCGCUGGAGGCGGCAGCGGGGACCACAGCGCGGCAGCUCUGCGAGACGCUGGUGCGGAGGACGCGGGCGCUGCAGGACCACAGCUGGGCUCUGGUUGAGCUGCACCAGCACCUGGGCCUGGAGCGGUGCCUGGAGGACCACGAGUUGGUGCUGGAGGUGCAGAGCUCUUGGCCCCCUGGCGCUGACGCCCGCUUCGUCUUCCGCAAGAACUUCGCCAAGUACGAGCUCUUCAAGAGCCCCGCGCAGUCCCUGUUCCCCGAGGUGAUGGUGUCCAGCUGCCUGGAGGCGAACAAGAGCAUGGCACACUCCGAGCUCAUCCAGAACUUCCUCAACUCCGGGAGCUGCCCCGAGGUCCAGGGCUUCCUGCAGCUGCGGGAGCCGGGCCGCAAGGUCUGGAAGCGGUUCUACUUCUCGCUGCGCCGCUCGGGGCUCUAUUACUCCACCAAAGGCACCUCCAAGGACCCCCGGCACCUCCAGUACUUCGCUGACCUCUCCGAGUCCAACAUCUACUACGUGACGCAGGGCAAGAAGCACUACGGGACACCCACUGAGUUUGGCUUCUGCAUCAAGCCCUACAAGGUGCGGAGUGGGGUGAAGGGCCUGAAGCUGCUCUGCAGUGAGGAUGAGCAGAGCCGGAGCUGCUGGAUGGCGGCUUUCCGCCUCUUCAAGUAUGGCAUGCAGCUCUACCGCAACUACCAGCAAGCCCAGGCGCGGCUGAGCCAGCCCCACUGGAUCGGCCCCACGCCCCUGCGGAGCGUCUCGGACAACGCGCUCGUGGCCAUGGACUUCUCGGGGUGCACGGGCCGGGUGAUCGAGAACCCCAGCGAGGUGCUGAGCGUGGCCCUGGAGGAGGCGCAGGCCUGGAGGAAGAAGACGACGCACCGGUACAGCCUGCCGGCAGCGUGCCACAGCUCCCCGCUCAGCGCCGCGAUCCAUCGCACCCAGCCCUGGUUCCAUGGGCGCAUCUCCCGGGAGGACACGCAGCAGCUCAUCGGCCGGCAGGGCUUGGUGGAUGGCGUGUUCCUGGUGCGGGAGAGCCAGCGCAACCCCAAGGGCUUCGUCCUGUCCCUGUGCCACCUGCAGCGGGUCAAGCACUAUCUCAUCCUGCCGAGCGAAGAGGAGGGGCGGCUUUACUUCACCAUGGACGACGGGCAGACGCGCUUCGCCGACCUCAUCCAGCUCGUGGAGUUCCACCAGAUCAACCGCGGCAUCCUGCCCUGCAAGCUGCGGCACUACUGCACCUGCGUGGCCCUCUGAGCCCGGCACCGGCGCAGCACCAGCACAGC
Molecule: messenger RNA, 1608 nt
Organism: Pezoporus flaviventris
Lineage: Eukaryota; Metazoa; Chordata; Aves; Psittaciformes; Psittacidae
Gene: GRB7
Product: growth factor receptor bound protein 7
Exons: 14
Coding region: 8-1579 (523 amino acids)
Biological process (GO): signal transduction
Source: RefSeq, a predicted model, not a curated record